Molecule: messenger RNA, 2613 nt
Organism: Erigeron canadensis
Lineage: Eukaryota; Viridiplantae; Streptophyta; Magnoliopsida; Asterales; Asteraceae
Exons: 9
Coding region: 191-2491 (766 amino acids)
Molecular function (GO): protein binding
Source: RefSeq, a predicted model, not a curated record
UAUAAUUUAAUCUAUAAAUACACAUUCUCCUCUUAUGAUCAACAGUUUUACUAAUCCAAAGUCAAUGCAAUAAAAACCAUCAAAAGCCAACUGUUGUUCGAUCAUCAUCAUCCAAAUUAAGAAUCUGCGGUGUACCAUCAUCAUCGUCAUCGAAUCGUCCAAAUAAGUCUUUAUUCGAUCGAUCUAAUUAAUGGAUUCUUUAGGCACUUCGAGCAGCAAUGUCGUCAAUGAAGCAGGAGAUUCACAACAAUAUACCCCGCACCUUGGUCAGAUUCCUAUAUCCAACUUUGUGUCUAUUAAGCUCUCUGGUGAAACCAACUAUGAUCUCUGGAAGAAACAAAUGAUGUGCCUCUUGGAGUACCAUGACAUGGUUUAUUUCAUUGACGGCACGAUGAGAAACCCCAUGCAUGAUGAAUGGAAUAAGUGGAAAGAUACACUUGUGAAAGGAUGGAUCUUUGGGACGUUAAGUGAAGAUGUGUUGGCCACUGUUUUAGAUCUCCACAAUGCCUAUAGAGUAUGGGAAAAGCUUAAGAAUAACUACGAUAAUUCUACAAGGCUUCGGGCCAUGGGGGCUCAACUUUACACAAAGAGAGAUAUCAGCAUCAUAGGGAAAAGAAAAUCUGCGACAGAGUACAUACCAUUACAUAGAGCUAUUAUAAGGGGAGACUGGGAUAAAGCCCAAGAGUUUUUUAACAACGACAGAGCUGCAUUGACAGCCAAAGUCAAUACGGAAGGUGAUAGCCCACUUCACCUUGCUAUCACUACAUGUCAGAAUAUCCAGUUUGUUGAAAAUCUCCUAAUGGAGAUAAACCCGGCAUCACUUCCAAGUCUUGUGAGUUAUAAUCAAGGCGUGAGUGUACUGCAUUGUGCUGCAAUAGUUGGCAACACCAAGGCUGCAAAGAUGUUGGUGGAGAAAAACCCCUGUUUGUUAUUUGUUGUCGACGAAUUGGGUUACUUACCUAUCCUUAGAGCUAUCCACAAUAAUCACAAGAUAACUGUCUUAUACUUGCUUGAGGCUUGCAAAAUUUAUAUUGAUCUCUCCCAAAUCGAUGGUUAUCAAAAUCCCUUUGAGGGAGAGCACGGUUCAUGGAUUCUUGGUGGAUUGAUCAAUCUGGGAUAUCAUGAUAUUGCAUAUGAGUUGAUCAAUGAGUACUCUGACUUGGCAAUACCAGAGGACGUGACUGAUACUCCAUUGAUGUGUAUAGUGAAUCAACGAGACCUAUAUUAUAGUGCAACGCGAUACAACUCCUACCAAAGAUUUGUUUACUCUCAUUUGCCGACGGGGAACAACAUUGUAGACAAUGCAGAUAACAUGAUCUCGGAUAUUGAAAACCCUGAGACAUACAACACCAAGUUUGUCACCAAGUGCAAGAGGAGCUACUUUAAUACUGUCAUUCAGAUGAUUUAUGUCAAUAUUUGGAAAGCUGCAUUACUGCAUGUGCCACAUAUCAAGCGCCUCGAGGAAGACAAACUGAAGCACAAUAAAGGUAUGAUGAUACUAGAGCGUAUAUGUGAAGAAAUCGCUAAAAUAAAUAAUGUGGCUGAGAUUUACAAUCACAUUUGUGGGGCCUUUAAUAUAGCUGUAUUAAACGAUACUCCUGAGGCUGUUGAAACAAUCGUUAGAUUUUUCCCACAAGCAAUUUAUACAAGGAACGAGGAUCAAUUACUUUCACAAGUUGUAGCAAGACGCCGUUGUGAGAUGGUUUAUAACUAUUUAGAAGAUCAGGUGAAUGGAAGCAAUGAUCUACUUCGGAUAGCCUAUGACAAGACGGAUAAUAAUAUUUUGCACUUGGCUGGACUAUUGGCACCUAUAGAAAAACUCAAUGUGGUUUCUGGUGCUGCUCUGCAAAUGCAAAAGGAGGUACAAUGGUUUAAGAAAAUAGAGAAAUUUGUGGUUCCUAGCUCUAAGGAAAAAAGGAACCAAAAUGGAGAUACCCCAAUUAUGGUUUUUCGAGAAGAACACAAGCAACUAAGAAAAGAAGGUGAAGAGUGGAUGAAAAAGACAUCAGAUUCGUACACAAUCACGGCCGCUCUCAUCAUUACUAUCGUUUUUGCAGCAGCCAUUACUAUACCAGGUGGUAACAAUGGAAAUACCGGGAAACCAAUUUUUGAGACAAAAGCCAGUUUCAUCAUAUUUGCAGUCUCGGAUGCAAUCUCAUUGUUCACAUCCACCACGUCCUUAUUGUUGUUUCUAUCCAUUCUCACAGCACGUUAUCACGAGGAUGACUUUCUCUACAAGUUACCUAAGCGAUUAAUAUUUGGUCUAGUGAUGCUAUUCUUGUCUGUGACAUCCAUGAUGGUAGCAUUUAGUGCAACACUGUAUAUUAUGUUUGGACAGGGAAAGGAAUGGAUCCUAAUUCCGAUAGCCGCAUUAGCAUGUCUGCCAAUUGCUACAUAUGUGAUAUUACAGCUUCCGUUGCUUGUUGAGCUCAUCUCUUCAACAUAUGGUCGCGAAAUCUACAGUAAAAGAAGUGAUAGUAGGAAUAAAUAGCACCAUUAGGGGCCAUGUCUUCAUUGUAAUGACUUCAAUUGUGAGUUAUUGCCUUUGUACAAACAAUCUUCUGUAAUUUGAUAAUGUAAGUAAUGCACAUGUCUUGUAACUUUUUUUUACAA